This is a messenger RNA of Notothenia coriiceps (black rockcod), 1762 nucleotides long. It is a transcript of the gene cfap52, whose product is annotated as cilia and flagella associated protein 52. The record is from RefSeq and is a predicted model, not a curated record. The transcript is spliced from 13 exons. Gene Ontology annotation, molecular function: protein binding. Bases 185 to 1762 code for a protein of 525 amino acids. NCBI's taxonomy places the organism in Eukaryota, Metazoa, Chordata, Actinopteri, Perciformes, Nototheniidae.
UACGCCUUUUAAGUUCUGACAUUUCCGAGUGGACCUGAAGGCAACGAGGAAGUUUCGUCGACCAAUGAGAGUGUCCAACAGAAUCCCAGCGGUUGCUAGGUAACGUUUGUUUGGUGUAACUUUAGUUGACACAACAUUUGUUCGAUAAAAGUAGACAUACGUUAAAAAUUUACAGUAAAAAGAGAUGACAAAUACAUCUGAAACACAGGCUGUGCCGCAGCUUGAACUGGAGUCUGUAAUUGGGUUCAGCGGUCAUGUGAUUUCUGGCUUGAGAGUCCAUCCCGACAGAGAGUACCUGAUCUAUCCUCUGGGCAGCGCUGUCAUCCUGAAGAGAAUCAAAGAUGGCAAGCAGGAGUUCCUGCAUGGACACACCAACAAUGUGUCCUGUAUUUCAGUGUCCAAAGGUGGAGUGUACAUUGCCUCUGGACAGGUCAACUUCAUGGGCUUUAAGGCUACGGUUAUCAUCUGGGACUAUGCCAAACGAACAAUAUAUGCCCAGGUGUUGCUCCACCAGGCUAAAGUAGAGGCACUGGCAUUCUCUCCCAACGACAAGUACCUGGUGUCCCUCGGAGGUCAGGACGAUGGCAGUAUAAUAGUAUGGAAUAUUGAGACCAAGAAGGCUGUCUGUGGGAGUCCAGCCUCAGCGCACAGCGCCGGGCACUGCCUCACUGUGCAGUACUCAAACACCAAUGACAAUAUUUUUGUUUCUGCUGGGAGUGGUACAUUGAGAGUCUGGGAGCUGGACCUCCCCAACAGGAAGAUCAGACCCACAGAGUGUCAGACAGGCAAGCUGAAGAGGAUUGUGAAAUGUAUAGAGAUCUCAGAGGAUGAUAAAUUCAUUUUCUGUGGCACCACCAGUGGAGACAUAAUGAAAGUCAACCUGAAGACAGGACUUCUGAGUGAAUGUGGUCCAGCUAAAAUGAAAUACAGCCUGGGUGUCAAUGUCCUCAGGGUGCUGAAGUCUGGAGACCUUCUUGUAGGCUCUGGAUCUGGCACAUUCACUCUCUGUUCCAGCACUAACUUCAAAACUCUCAAGAAAGUAGAGCUGGAUAAGGCGGUGACCUCCAUCGCUAUAAGAGGAGAGGGCCAGCAGUUCUUUGUUGGAACCAGCGCUGCUCAAAUGUUCCGCUUCAGUUAUGAUGAAUUCAAAGCUGAGCUCAUUUCCACAGGCCACAACAGUGCUGUAAAGGACGUAGCCAUAUGUUUUGGAACAUCGGAACUGUUUGGAACCUGCUCUGAGGAGGACAUCAGGUUGUGGCACAUAGACAAGCCCAAAGAGCUGCUGCGCAUCACUGUGCCCAACAUGACCUGCAACUCCCUGGACUUCAUGGCUGACGGACACAGCAUCAUCAGUGCAUGGAACGACGGCAAGAUUCGUGUGUUUGCGCCAGAAAGUGGCCGGCUCAUGCUCACCAUUGACAACGCACACAGAAUGGGGGUGACAGCAAUUGCUGGCACCAAGGACUGCAAGAGGAUCGUCAGUGGGGGGGGAUCGGGGCAGGUCCGUGUCUGGGAGCUGCAGCCACCCGGCCAUCGGCUGCUGGAGACCAUGAAAGAGCACAAAGCCACCGUCACUUGUAUCAAAAUCAAAAGUGACGAUAAAGAGUGUGUGACUGCCAGCUCUGAUGGUGCCUGCAUCAUCUGGGACUUAGUGCGGUUCGCGAGUAUUCAGAUGGUUAUUGCCAGCACAAUGUUCCGGACAGUGUGUUACCACCCCGAGGAAUACCAGCUCAUUACCAGUGGCACUGACAGAAAGCCUUAA